CGCGCAGUGAACAACGUUACUUUCAGGAGACCUCUCUCGUGAUUUUAGAGAUUUGACACGAGAAUAAACAUCAACAAUCGUGAGCAUCUGCGUGAGGACAUUGAAGAGUGUGACGUGAACUUUCUCGGGUGUUAUAUUCCAUAGAGAAAGAACUGAGAGUGUUCGUUGUGUAUGAUUUUAUGAAUGAGCGUCGAUAGAGGAUUAAACAUGCUACACAAGCAUGGAAGCAGAUCACAUGGCGCCGUGUAUAAAGGCAGAGGUGCUUUUCUAAAAUCCAUGUCGGAAUUCCCGGUGGAAGGAGGCGAAAACAUGCAUACUGCCAUGGAGAAUUUUCAAAAGAAAAACCUGGUGACUGGCAGGACGCAUCACGUCACGCAUCAUCCGCAGGUCACCACCACGUCAUCACAGAUGCUGACGACAAAUCAGAGCCAACAUCAGAGUAGUAGCAGCACCAGUACCAGUACUAGUAGUAGUAGCAGCAGCAGCAGUACGAGCAGCAGGGUGGCCAAGUCCUCGCAGAGGAUUCUCACCUCGUCUUCGUCGAGUGAGAUGAAGGCGAGCUCCAUGAAAAGUGAUCUGACGGAACUCAAACGCGGUAUCUCGGAGAUGAAGAACAUCUCGACCAACUUUUCACAACGGCUGCGCAACAGCAUGGAGAACCUCGUAGACAGAGAUGGCAGUGGAUCGGAAGAGACCGAUCUCACAGAACCGCUGGUGACUUUUCCGGAUACCGAUACGCCGCCACCUGUCAACGAUGCUGUCACAUUAGCAGGCGGUUCUCCGUCCCAAUUAAGUUCCCUGAAUUCGCUGAACAAUCUUCAUCACAGCAUGAGCCCGCCGAUGAAUAUACCGAGUAUGCCAAACCUACCUGCUGGUCAGGAAACUAUGAAGUUCGAACAGAAGAAAAUGACUAGCGCUUCAAAAACAAAAGUCGUCACGGAUGGAUUUAGCGCUGAAAAGGCGACGGCGAAUAGUGCAGAAAUGAGGGCCCUACAAGCCGGUGAUGUCUCAUACAAGGAACAGAGCGCAGCAACGGCGGCGAGGGCGCGUGUCGAGCUCGACGGCGUCUCGGCGGAGAAGAGCGUCGCUGCUGCGAGAGAACAGAGAAGCUUGAAGGCUGGCGAUCUCUCGCAUCAAGAGAGUAACAACAUGGCAGCAUCUACCAUGAAGCUUCAAAGUGAUUCUUUUACUUCCGAGAAGAAAGCGAUGGCAGCGCAACAGCAGCGGCAGACAGUCACCUCGACCGGUAUUUUCAACCACGAGAAGCACAUAGCCUCGAGCUCACAAUCGAGCAUCACGAUCGCGUCCAAAUCGGGCGUGAGUUCAUCCAAAUCGAUGAUCAGUGCUGCGAGUGCAGUUAAUCAACUGAUGAACGGCAUGCGACCACCAACCGCUGAGGAUGAGCUUUUGUCCUUACCGUUGGAUGACUUGGAUCUACUUUGUUCCAAGUCAAAUCCGCAGGAUGUGGACUGUGCCAUCGCCAAGUAUUGCAGUCUACUCGACAGCUUCGUGGAGCGGUUAAAGGUGAGCGCCGACAGUGGCAAGAGCAGUAACAGCGGCAGCAAAGCGCCACAACUGUUGAACAGGGUGAACGAGAUCAUCCGGAAGGCUUGGGCAGUGCCUACACAUGGCCAUGAGUUGGGUUAUACCCUGUGCAACACCCUAAGGACGCGCGGCGGUCUUGAUCUACUCAUGUCAAAUUGCAUAGCGAAUGAUCACGAAUUGCAGUUCUCGUCGGCCAGAUUACUAGAGCAAUGCUUGACUACGGAGAAUCGCGCUCACGUGGUGGAGAACGGCCUGGAGAAAGUGGUGAAUGUCGCAUGUGUGUGCACGAAGAACGCCAAUUCGGUGGAUCACGCGCGCGUCGGUACCGGGAUACUCGAGCAUUUGUUCAAACACAGCGAGGGCACCUGCAGCGACGUCAUCAGAUUAGGUGGUUUGGACGCGGUGCUAUUUGAAUGUCGAAAAAAUGACGUGGAGACUCUGCGUCAUUGUGCAGGUGCAUUAGCGAACCUGUCGCUGUAUGGUGGAGCUGAGAACCAAGAAGCGAUGAUCAAGCGGAAGGUGCCAAUGUGGUUGUUUCCGCUUGCUUUUCACAACGAUGACAACAUCAAGUAUUACGCUUGUCUAGCGAUCGCCGUGUUGGUCGCCAACAAAGAGAUCGAGGCGGCCGUUCUCAAGUCCGGCACCCUCGAUCUCGUCGAACCUUUCGUCACGUCGCACAAUCCCUACGAAUUCGCUAAAUCGAACUUAGCGCACGCACAUGGUCAGAGUAAGAACUGGCUGGAAAGGCUUGUGCCGGUCCUAAGUUCUAAACGAGAGGAGGCUCGCAAUCUAGCAGCUUUUCACUUUUGCAUGGAGGCAGGUAUCAAGAAGCAACAGGGCAAUACUGAUAUCUUCCGAACGAUCGGCGCGAUCGAGCCGUUGAAGAAAGUAGCCAGUUGUCCGAACGCGAUUGCGUCUAAAUACGCAGCACAAGCUUUAAGAUUAAUCGGCGAAGAAAUUCCGCAUAAACUUAGCCAGCAAGUGCCUUUAUGGUCUACUGAGGACGUUCGAGAAUGGGUAAAGCAGAUCGGUUUCGCCGAAGUAGCCCCGAACUUUGUGGAAAGCCGAGUGGAUGGCGACUUACUGCUGCAGUUGACGGAGGAGAAUCUGCGCGAGGAUAUCGGUCUGACCAACGGUAUUAUGCGUCGCAGAUUCGCUCGCGAGCUGCAGAACCUGAAGAAAAUGGCUGAUUACAGUAGCCGCGACACUGGUAACUUGAAUAGCUUCCUGCAGUCGAUCGGCCAGGAGUUCUCCAUCUACACGUAUAGCAUGCUGAACGCCGGAGUAGACAAGGACUCGAUACGAAAUCUCUCGGAGGAUCAGUUACUGGCGGAAUGUGGCAUCACCAAUAGUAUUCAUCGGCUCAGGAUACUUGACGCCAUCAAGAAUAUGCAGCACAAUCAGUUCAGUUCGUGCGAGUACGAAUCGCCUGACAAGUCCCUUGACGUUUUCGUCAGUUAUCGUAGAUCGAACGGCUCGCAACUGGCAAGUCUGUUGAAGGUACAUCUACAGUUGCGGGGUUUUACGGUUUUCAUCGACGUCGAAAGGCUUGAGGCUGGCAAGUUUGACAACAACUUGCUACAGAGCAUCAGGCAGGCCAAACACUUCCUCCUCGUACUUACACCCCAGGCUUUGGAGAGGUGUAUACAAGACAGCGAGUGCAAGGAUUGGGUACAUAGGGAAAUUGUUGCCGCGCUGCAAUCACAAUGCAACAUAAUCCCGAUCAUUGACAAUUUUCAAUGGCCGGAACCUGAAGAACUUCCUGAAGACAUGCGCGCGGUUUGCCAUUUUAACGGUGUUCGUUGGAUUCAUGACUAUCAAGACGCCUGCGUAGACAAAUUAGAAAGGUUUAUGCGAGGUGAGAUACCUAUGAGAUCUGAUCUGUCUAGUGGAAUUCCACGCAGCAUGGCUCCCAAGGACGUGACCCAACCGAGCACACCAGCUAACGCGAAUAUGCGACAACCGCCGAACUAUCAGCGAAUGCACAGCAACGAAAGCAGGGGCAGCGACAAAGAUUCCACGGGCGGACUUAGAAAGUCGUCGAGUCCAUCCCGUUGGUUGAUGGGCCUGCCACCCACGUCGCCGCGCUUCAAGUUCAUGUACACGCAUCCGGUGGGUGCCAGCAACAACCAGGCAGUACCUCGCAGGCCACCGCGGCAGCCACCCUUACCAUCAACGCGAUCUCGUUCGCUGGAGCUGCUGGAUCAACAGGAUCAGGAACAGAAGUCAGUCUCUUCCACGAUCGUCCAACGACCACCACUUCCUAGGCCAAGAUCACGCAGUCUGGAUGGUUUGCUGGAUGAAGAUGCGAAGAACGGUGAAGAGCAAAACAAAGGGCAGUGCGAGAAGGAUCGAGAAUGCCCUUCGAUGAAUUCAGAAGAAAAUAAAAUUGUACCUGCUUCAGAAAAAAACCAGAAAAAGCCUAAUAUUGAGGCUGUUGAAUCCAAGGAUGAACUCAGAUCGAUUUGCAGAAUAAAACCGAAAGUGCCUAACGAGUUCAAAUCCGAAACGGAGGACAAGCGAAUAUCUUUGAACAAGAAUGACAAGGAAGCUCUACCGAUACGUCCUCCGAAGCCGAGUCGACGUUCCAACUCGGAAGGACAGUCCUUGACAGGUUCCAACAAACAAUGCGCAGAACAAGAGCAUCCAAUUGAAGAACAGAGGAUCAAGAAGAUAGCGCAGGAAAGAUUGAAGACACGAGUGAUUGAAGACAAGAGUGACAACGAAAAUGAUGACUAUGACAACGACGACAAAUCGACGAUGCUGCUUAAGGCAUCAAGAAGCUGUGGUGCGGGAUUAGACUCUGACGGGAGCAUUUCGUCAAGCGAAUACGGUGGACAUAGAGCUCAUCGCGCAAAGGGACCGGGUUCACUGUUAUCGCUACCAGCGGGCGCGGAACCUAAACGCAAACGAAACUUCAUGGACAAGUGUGUGAACAAGGUGCGGUCGUUCAUAAAAAAGUGAAACAAUAAGACUUCUUGUUAUUUAAUUCCGCAAAUUGGUCGAAGUAAGGCGCGCGUGCGCGCGCGCGAACCCUAAUAAGUCCAAAUCUAAAAGAUGCUGUGACAGAUAACUGAAUAAUUACGAUAUUCUGAUCACUUAAAAAAUUUUAUAUCUUAAAAGUAUUUGAAAGUUUUCAAAAGAAUCAGGAAAAAAUUGUAAACAUCCCGAUAGUGAGAUUAGAAAACAUUUAUAAAAAGCUUCAGUGAUCAAGAUGUAUUAAAUUUUUUUAUGAGUAUCGAAUAAUCAUAGUCUUAAAGACCAAAAGGACGCAUUUAAAAAAUAUUUAGAAAAAAUUUGGCUGAGCAAACUAUUUAAAUGUCUUUUAUACAUUAUUUGAAAGAGUCUUUGAAACUAUUGCUUAUGAAAAUAUUCAGCAGUCGGUGAUUCCUGAAUUUCGUGUAUUUAAUUUUACGAUACGAAAACGUAAUUCGAAUUUUGUGAUCCGUUUUGUGUACAAUGAUAGGCAGCAUGAAAGUAUAUAGCGAAAUGUGCCUAAAGAUGCAACACAAGUGUCUUCAUAGAAGCCUCAAGAUCUUGACUUGGCAACGUAUGUUUACGCGAAUUAGCCUGCUUUUCCAGGUGCCUUUUUGUAUUGUAUUGUCUCUCGUUAAAUUGUAUGAAUAUUAUAUAUGUAGAAAUGAACGAGAAAUUAAGGCGGCUAAGUCGAU
Messenger RNA from Atta colombica, 5216 nucleotides. It is a transcript of the gene Sarm, whose product is annotated as sterile alpha and TIR motif-containing protein 1. Gene Ontology annotation, biological process: signal transduction; response to axon injury; negative regulation of MyD88-independent toll-like receptor signaling pathway. Lineage: Eukaryota; Metazoa; Arthropoda; Insecta; Hymenoptera; Formicidae. Gene Ontology annotation, molecular function: protein binding; signaling adaptor activity; NAD+ nucleosidase activity. The transcript has 11 exons. The record is from RefSeq and is a predicted model, not a curated record. Gene Ontology annotation, cellular component: dendrite. The coding region runs from base 184 to 4509 and encodes 1441 amino acids.